Formica exsecta is the source of this 839-nucleotide messenger RNA. Its product is annotated as retinol dehydrogenase 11-like. Lineage: Eukaryota; Metazoa; Arthropoda; Insecta; Hymenoptera; Formicidae. The transcript is spliced from 4 exons. The coding region runs from base 94 to 783 and encodes 229 amino acids. The record is from RefSeq and is a predicted model, not a curated record.
GAACAAUUUCAAGGUAAUCCAGGUGAGCUCGUAAUUUAUCGAUUGGAUCUCUCUAGCCUAAAGAGCGUGAAAGAAUGUGCAAAAACCUUGUUAAUGAAGGAAUCGGCUAUUCAUCUGCUAAUAAAUAAUGCCGGCGUGAUGAUGUGCCCGCAAGAAACAACGGAAGAUGGAUUUGACUUACAACUACAAACAAACUACAUCGGCCACUUUCUUCUGACGCUUUUGCUGUUGCCAAAAAUGCAAUCUUCUGAUCCUAUCUGUAGAAUAUUGAAUAUAUCAUCGCGUAUUCAUAUUUUUGGUGCUAUACAUGAUGACUUAAAUUUGAAGGAAUCAUACACUCCUCUUAAGGCCUAUAUGCAAAGUAAACUGGCAAACAUAUUGUUUACCAAGGAACUCGCUCGUCGGUUAAAAGAAGCAAACAUUAACGGAAUAAAUGUAUAUUCCUUGCAUCCUGGCGCUAUAAAAACAGACCUAGGUCGGCAUUUUAGUAGAACAAUAUUCCCAGGUGCAAACACUAUUAUUCGAGCGAUCUUGCGACCAGUUUUAAAGAAUCCUGAAGAAGGUGCACAAACGACGAUAUAUUGUUCGGUGGAUGAAAAAGCAGCUAACGAAACUGGUCUCUAUUACCAGGAAUGCAGAGUUGCGACUCCACAUUGGCGAAUUCAAAAUGAUCAAAUUGCUAAAGACUUAUGGAACCAAACUUGUCGGCUUCUGCAUUUAAAACCGGACAAAGAUCUUGCCACAUUUUUGAAAAACGUUUCCUGUCAAAUUGCUGAUGAAUAAUAUUGUAUAACUGCAUAAUAUAUGAUAGAAUUAUAUAUGAAUUGAAUAGUAUAUGA